AAUUGCCAGCCACCGAAGCUGUUUUUCAGAAAACUAGUCUGCAACAAACAUUAAAUGAAGAAUCAUCAGAGGUAAAUUCUAAAGUGUGUGCUGUGAUUUGUAAUCUGUACUUAUUGAACAGAUCAUGAAGUUUUAUUGGACUAUAUCAGCUUUGAAAUAUGAGAUUUCAUCAACUUCGAUGUCUUCUUCAGAUUUUACAAGUGGGGCAAAUAAUACAUUGAUUAAAUCACUGGAGAAUAAAGCAUGCCUUAUAAACAUCGAAUGUAUGCGAAUGAUGCUGCAUAUACAUGAUCUAAGAUGUUCUUCUUCAGAUUUUACAAGUGGGGCAAAUAAUAGAUUGAUUAAAUCACUGGAGAAUAAAGCAUGCCUUAUAAACAUCGAAUGUAUGCGAAUGAUGCUGCAUAUACAUGAUACAAGAUGUUCUUCUUCAGAUUUUACAAGUGGGGCAAAUAAUACAUUGAUUAAAUCACUGGAGAAUAAAGCAUGCCUUAUAAACAUCGAAUGUAUGCAAAUGAUGCUGCAUAUACAUGAUCUAAGAUGUUCUCCUCCAUAUUUUACAAGUCGGGCACCUUACUCAUUGAGUAUAUUACUGGAGGAGAAAGCAUCCCUUAUAAACAUUGAUGGUAUACAAAUGAUGCUGCAUAUACAUGAUCUAAGUCUAAUUCAAAAUUCCAAUGAACCAGUUCAAUUGCAGGAAUUGGUAGACAUUCUUUUUUCUGGGGAAUUGUUCUUUAAACACCAAGCAUCAAACUGCAAUGGAAGAUGUUUGCCACCAAAUUUUACAAGUGGGGCACCUAAUACAUUGAUUAUAUCACUGGAGAAUAAAGCACGCCUCAUAAACAUCGAUGGUAUACAAAUGAUGCUGCAUAUACAUGAUUUAAGUUACGAGUUAGAGUCAGUUCUAUUGGAUUCCCAGGAUCUCGGGCACAUGACCCGUUUGGUGAAUACUGGUGAAGAUUUCCGUCUAGAUGAUGGAGGCAAAAGAAUUCUGUUAGAUCGCGUAAUAUCAGCUGCUCAACUGAAAUAUAAUUCAAUCCCCAUGGUAGUCUACAGGCUGGUUCCAUCAGUCGAUACCAUGCAGCAAAAUAAUUCACUAUCAGUAUGGGAUGGGAUUCAAGAGAACAGAAACAAAAAUGAUAAAAACCGCGGGUUUGUUAGAAGAACCUGGCCUGGAGUUACACGCUGACUACAGUUCUUUGCAGGAAUGGGACCCACUCUCGGGGUUCCACAAUCGGCUGCUAUUCGGCAUGCUAAAGUCUCAGCCUAAGAUUUCGGCACAGAUUCAGAGGCCUAUGUCUUUGCUAUUGCUUUGCUCGCGCUUGAGUGCUGGUAGC
Molecule: messenger RNA, 1334 nt
Organism: Mobula hypostoma (lesser devil ray)
Lineage: Eukaryota; Metazoa; Chordata; Chondrichthyes; Myliobatiformes; Myliobatidae
Exons: 9
Coding region: 125-1186 (353 amino acids)
Source: RefSeq, a predicted model, not a curated record